AUGACACCAAAAUCGGCUUCGAGCGCUGUGAUCCAGCCGCAAAUGGAUGAUAAAUGGGCACAACACUGCGCAGCCUACGCGGAAUAUACACACACUCCCUGGGACUGGCUCGUCGACCUCACGCCGAUCAAGCAAGAACAGCGGCUGCUUCGUCAGUGGAACUUCACGGACGCGUGGCUCUUGGACCAUCUGAAGAUCGGCGCGAACGACACCUUCGCACUGUGCGACACGAAGCGGACAGACUACAGCUUCCAGGAAUUUACGGCCUUCAAGACCACGCUCGGGCGCAAGUACCAGCACCCCCAGCACCUCUCCACCCUCGCGCACCGCCCGGAGCGCCUCCAGCUCGGCACACUCUUUAGCUCAUCCCGCCUGCACCGCGAUCGCGGGAAUGCCAUCCGGGACGAGCUGGGAGGGAUGUACUUUGACGACCUCGACGACCUCGACAAUCGGGCUCCACCGUAUAUUCCACCCGACAUCCCAUCCCUGCGUGUCCCACAUCCCUACCUGCAUUGUCCAAUCCUCCGCGCUCUCCUAAGCUCACCUGCGCAGUUCACCUGCAUGCACCAGUGGCCCGCAGGCCGCAGCCGACUGCCCCUACUUCAUACGUCACUCUUUCUCGCGACAGAUGCGGUCAUCCCAUGGAAUUCGACGCUUCUCGUGCAUUCCACACGUACAUUCCCAUCUACAUUCUUCCUCGAGGAUUUCUCUGUGCAGACAGGUGCGCUGAACUCGCCCCGAUGUGCACGCGACGGCGUGGCGCUGCGGGAGUUUAUGCUCUCGUUCCUCGAGGCUAUGGUUGCGGGCCGCACGUUGGACGUCAUCGGCACGGAGGGAUGUACAUUCAGCUCGUUUGUAAAGACGUGCUGUGGCGAACGUAUGAUGGGUGAGAGAUCGUGCUGA
Sparassis crispa is the source of this 903-nucleotide messenger RNA. RefSeq lists its product as hypothetical. The transcript has 3 exons. NCBI's taxonomy places the organism in Eukaryota, Fungi, Basidiomycota, Agaricomycetes, Polyporales, Sparassidaceae. Bases 1 to 903 code for a protein of 300 amino acids. The record is from RefSeq and is a predicted model, not a curated record.